Messenger RNA from Saccoglossus kowalevskii, 2955 nucleotides. RefSeq names its product atrial natriuretic peptide receptor 1-like. Gene Ontology annotation, biological process: receptor guanylyl cyclase signaling pathway; protein phosphorylation; cGMP biosynthetic process. Gene Ontology annotation, molecular function: protein kinase activity; ATP binding; guanylate cyclase activity. Lineage: Eukaryota; Metazoa; Hemichordata; Enteropneusta; Harrimaniidae. The record is from RefSeq and is a predicted model, not a curated record. Gene Ontology annotation, cellular component: plasma membrane.
AUGGGGUUGAUCGUUCCUACUGGCGCCGAGGUUGUACACUCGUUUGCCUGGGAGACUGCAGCAAGUGCUACAACUAUUGCGUUCGAGAAAAUUGAAGCGGAUCCCGCUCUUCUUCCUGGGCAUACAUUCAGUGUGGUAUGGGUACUUGCAAACUGCAAUCCCAGAAUUGGAACUGGAAUGGCAGUGGAUCUGUAUUACAAGGAACAAGUAGAUUUCUUUGCCGGGGCUCCAUGUUCUUUAGGUACAUGCUGUUGUUAUCAUGCAACUAUCAGAGCAAGAUUUUAUGUGGCUAUUUUUUGUCAAUAUAGUUGGGAACGUGCUGUACUUGUAACGUCAAUCGCGCUAGAUGUGUGCGAGUAUUCUGCAAAUGCUUUGCAAAAAGCCUUUCAACAGAAUAAUAUUACCGUUGGUGACCAUAUACAAUUAGAUGGGGACAUAUAUCAAUAUGACAAUGCAGCUCACAACAUUCGGGAAAGAGGGAGAAUUGUAAUCCUGUGCAAUAAAGAUCUGGAGGAUGAACGCGAAUUUAUGUUAUAUGCAUUCGAUCACGGAAUGACGGAAGGUGACUAUGUGUUUAUCAGUCUGAAUCCUCUGUUCACAUAUGAAGAAAUAUCGAGCACACCAUGGAAAGGCGACGGCGAUAGAGAUGAUGACCUGCGUUCAGCAUAUGAAACAGUGUUAUACGUUAAAUUGAAGACUGUCAGUAGUGAUGAGAUUGACGACUUUCUAAAUAUGAUCCCAAUUAAAAUGGCACAACCACCAUUUAACUAUUCCACUCCAGUCGGCACAAAGGGAAAUCUUUUCUCACCUUAUUUACACGAUGCUACUUUACUGUAUGCUAUUGCUUUGAACAAGAGUUUAGAACAAGGAAAUGAUCCACGAGAUGGCGAAGCAUGGUUUGAAAAUGUCAAAGGACUAAAAUUCGAAGGAAUGUCUGGUACAGUAAUAAUGGAUGAAAACGGAGACCGGGAGCCUGAUUAUUUGCUGUUGGACCUCAGACCAUCUGGGCAUUUAGCUGCCUUUGCUGAGGUUCGAGUUGAUGAAAACGCCAAGAUAUUUGAUUCUUUUCUGCAACCAAUCUGGUCAAAAUAUGGAACACUUGACCCUCCAUCUGAUAAACCAUCAUGUGGAUUCCUAGAUGAGCUGUGUGAUACUACCAGUAACUAUUCAGGACUGAUUAUUGGUGUUUGUGUGGCGAUUGCUUUUUGUGUAAUUAUAAUAGUUUGUGCUGUUUAUAUUUACAGUCGCCAUUCACGGGAAAAGAUGGGGAAUUCGCUAUGGAAGAUACAGUAUUCAGACCUUAAGUUUGUGAAAACCGAGAAGACGGCUUCAUUUCACGAAUCUUACUACGACAGGAUGUCACUAAUGACGUCAUCAGAAGUUGUGGACAUCUCCAUGGAGCUAGCAUGGUGCCAGUCGUUACUCUGUGUCGUAAGACGUAUUUCAGGAGGUCAUUUGUCUCUCACAAAGAAUGAAAUAGAAGAAUUUAAGACCAUGCGUAAUCUACACCACGAUAAUGUGAAUAAGUUCAUUGGUAUUUGCUUGGAACCUGGUCAUAAUCUGCUUCUGUCAGUUUACUGUGCUAAAGGCAUGCUUAUGGACAUUCUAGAAAAUGAUGAUAUCCGCUUAGAUUGGAUGUUCCGCAGUUCCUUUAUGUUUGACAUAGUUGAGAGCAGUCUCGGCUGUCAUGGUAAUUUGAAAACUUCAACUUGCGUUGUUGACAAAAAAUGGGCGUUAAAAGUGACAGGAUUUGGGUGUGGUGCCAUACGCCAGAGAGAAGCAGCAAAGAGAUGCUUGAUUGAACAAAGACUUUCAGUGGCAGAGAUAGGUCAAGAAAAAUGGACAAAACAACUUUGGACUGCUCCUGAGCUGCUACGCGAGUCGAACCCCUCGAUAAAUGGCACCAAAAAAGGGGAUGUCUAUAGCUUUGGUGUUAUUUUGCAAGAAAUCAUUCAACGUAAAGGCCCCUUCCCGACGGAGCACGAGGGCAUGCCGACAAAAGAUAUAGUCAAUCGUGUUCGCAGCGGAGAAACCCCCCCUUUCAGGCCAGUCGUUCUACCCACUAUGUGUGAGCCAAACCUGAUGACAAUACUCGAAAGCUGUUUUAGCGAGGAUCCGGAGUCCAGACUAGACUUUAAACAAAUAAAACAAAAGCUAAUUGUAAUCAAUAAUGGAAAAAAACCAAACGUUCUUGAGAACGCCCUCCAAAAGAUGGAACGAUAUGCCGACAACUUGGAAGAGCUUGUGGAGGAAAGAACUGCACAAUUGACAUUGGAAAAGAAAAAGACGGACAUGCUGUUAUGUCGCAUGCUACCAACAUUAGUCGCAGAGAAACUGAAGGCCGGUGUGACGGUCGAUCCAGAAAGUUACGCAAAGGUCACAGUAUUCUUUUCAAAUAUUUGUGGGUUCAAUAAUAUUGCAGCACAGAGUAAGCCUAUGCAGAUUGUCGACCUUUUGAAUGACGUAUACACAUGUUUUGAUGAGAUCAUCGAACGAUAUGACGUUUAUAAGGUUGAAACUAUUAACGACGCAUACAUGGUCGUAUCUGGCCUACCUAAACAUAACGGGGACAAUCAUGCGUUUCACAUUGCCAACCUCUCAUUAGAUAUGUUGACAGCGACUUCGAUGUUCCAGAUAGGACAUAUGCCAGGCAAAAAAGUGACGGUUCGCAUAGGCAUAAACAGCGGUUCUUGUGCCGCCGGUGUGGUUGGCGUCGCUAUGCCCAGAUACUGCUUGUUCGGCGAUACGAUCAACGUGGCAGCGAGAAUGGAAAGCUCAUGCGAACCUAUGAAGAUUCACUGCAGCAAGUGGACAUAUCAUUUGUUAAAUGCUCGUGACAUUUAUCAGUUUCAAUGUCGUGGAGAAAUUGAAAUAAAGGGCAAAGGUUAUAUGAAAACAUUUUAUCUUAUUGGAACGAAGAAAGCUAACGGUCAAAGGCAAGUGACUUACAUUUAA